AUGGGCCACCUCGAAUCUCAUCUCCUCCUCCUCUCUCCCUCGCUGAAGCCCAACGCGGCAGGGCAGGCCUUACCUCAGAAUCUAGAGCAUUUCAGGCUGGUUGGGUGUGAAUUGCCGGCAAAGCCCUCGUCGUCAUCGUCUAUCAGUCGGCGGCUGCGGGCGUUCGCUUCGCUCAUCGUUUUUUCCGCCAUCUUCCUCGUCGUGUUUCUUUUCAACUUUACCUUUAUCGCGUCCAGCGUAUCCCCGUUAGUGAACUUCCUCGAUAAAGCCACGGAUUUAGAGGGCCCCGAGAAGGCCGGCGCGUCGUAUUUAGGCAACGUGUUGGUGGAGUAUGGUCGGAAGAAACAGCUGUCGUCGCAACAGCCGGAGAACCACCCUCUUGCACAGCAGCAACAGCAACCGCAGCGGCGGUCGUGGAGAAAGCCGCCUGGAAAGAUCGCGUUUCUGUUCAUGACACGUGGCCCUCUUCCGCUCGCCCCGCUGUGGGAGAAGUUCUUCAAGGGCCACGAGGGGCGCUACUCCAUCUACAUCCACGCGGCGGACCUCUCCUUCCGCUUCCCGCGCAACUUCUCCGCGCUCUUCCGCGACCGCAUCAUCAAAAGCGGCGAGGUGUCAUGGGGUGAGAUGUCCAUGGUGGACGCGGAGCGGCGGCUGCUGGCGGCGGCUCUCAAGGAGCGAACCAACCACUACUUCGUGCUGCUGUCCGAGGCGUGCAUACCCCUGUGGGACUUCGACACAAUAGCCACCUACAUCAAUUCAACCGCCGUCUCAUACGUUGACGCGUACCACGACCCGUACAACAAGUCGUUUGAGCGCUAUCUGUGGCACAUCUACAUGCCCAUUAUACGGCGACGGGACUUCGUUAAAGGCAACCAGUGGUUCAUCCUGCAGCGGCGACAUGCACAGAUGGUGGUGUCGGACAAGGAGCACUACGAUGUGCACAACCGCACGUGCUCUUUUCGGAUGCAGUGGGGGCGCUACUGCUGUGCUGAUGAGCAUUACAUUCAGACGCUGCUGCAUGUAAAGGACCGCCGAGGCAUAUCGCACUACCCCACCACCUUCACGGACUGGCGGCUCAACCAGUACCAUCCCAUGCUGUACCACCGCCAGAACAUCACUGCCAAAAUGAUCAAUUACAUGAAGACAACACAACAAUACAUCCAAUUUCGGUCCUUCUGGCGGGAGUUCAAGAGUAACUUCACUUACGUGAGUUGCAGUCAGUACACUUGA
Molecule: messenger RNA, 1230 nt
Organism: Closterium sp. Naga37s-1
Lineage: Eukaryota; Viridiplantae; Streptophyta; Zygnematophyceae; Desmidiales; Closteriaceae
Source: the annotation of a GenBank genome assembly